Messenger RNA from Hippocampus zosterae (dwarf seahorse), 1228 nucleotides. It is a transcript of the gene cryl1, whose product is annotated as crystallin, lambda 1. Gene Ontology annotation, biological process: fatty acid metabolic process. The coding region runs from base 128 to 1078 and encodes 316 amino acids. The transcript is spliced from 9 exons. Gene Ontology annotation, molecular function: L-gulonate 3-dehydrogenase activity; NAD+ binding. Lineage: Eukaryota; Metazoa; Chordata; Actinopteri; Syngnathiformes; Syngnathidae. The record is from RefSeq and is a predicted model, not a curated record.
CAUGUAGCUUCGUGGGCGUGUUUAGAGCUUCUUGAUUUUCCCUAGCAAGCAUACAACGGGCGCUAUCGCGCCCGAGUGGACGUCAAGGUUGUUUUGACAAGACGGCCAGCAGCACAUUUUCGAAAAAAUGAACGCUGCAAACAUGAAGAUCAUCACCGUCGUCGGCAGUGGGCUGAUAGGUCGUUCGUGGGCGAUGGUGUUCACCAGCGGAGGCUACAAUGUGAAACUUUACGACAACCAACCGGGACUUGCACUCAACGCUCUGAAUGUGAUAAAGAAAGAGAUGCUGGAGCUACAGGAAGCGGGAAUGCUGAGAGGGCAGCUGAGCGCCACGCAGCAGUUGGCCUUGCUCAGCAGUCACGAGGACUUGCAGCAGGCUCUGCAGGGGGCCUUUUUUGUGCAGGAGUGCGUCUUUGAGAAUCUGGAGGUGAAGCAGAAGCUCUUUGGUGAUGUGGAGCGUCUGGUGGGCCAAGACGUGAUCCUGAGCAGCUCCACUUCCUGCUUGGUGCCCAGCGCAGUCUUUUCAUCGGUUCAAAACCGGAGCCGCUGCCUCGUCUCCCAUCCGGUCAACCCGCCCUACUACGUCAAACUUGUGGAGCUCGUACCUCACCCAGACACGGCGGCGGCCGUUAUGGACAACGCCCACAUGCUGAUGACCGAGGUGGGUCAGGUGCCCGUCCGCCUGAGGAAAGAGAUCGACGGCUUUGCGCUCAACAGAGUGCAGGCCGCCAUCAUUGCAGAAUCUUGGAGGCUGAUACAGGACGGCGUCAUCUCCGUCCAGGACAUCGACCUGGUGAUGUCAGAGGGACUGGGAAUGCGCUACGCCUUCAUCGGUCCCAUGGAAACCAUCCACCUCAAUGCACCUGAAGGUCUUGGAGACUACAUGAAGCGUUACGGCGAAGGCAUCCAAAGACUUCUGAGGUCCUUCGGGCCCGUCCCAGACUUCUUUGCUGAGGAUGCCGAGACCGUCGUUAGCGAGAUGUGCAAGCUGAUCCCCAACGAUGAGCGACACCUGUCGGCCCGGCGGGAGCGGCGAGACCGGUUCCUUAUGGACCUGGCCCGCCUCAAAGACCACUGAAGACAUCGGGACCACGUCAACAUACCACUCGGAUCAAUUUUACUGAUAGCAAUCGCGUUUUUUUUAACGGACGACUGAACACGACUAUGACUUCAAACAACAGUCGGGAACGGCUGUUUGAUUCGUGACAUGAAUAAACUUUGAUCAUUU